ACUCACCUGUUUUCACCUGAACUCUCUCCCUUCCUGUCAGCGAACAGUCGUCAGCUGUUGGAGCAUCUGCCGGUCAGACAAACGGACCUAACCGUUAGCACGAGGAGCUAACGCACACGACACAUUGUGUCUGUUCAGAGCUCUGAGGCGUUCUCGGAGCUGCAGGUGAAGAUGAUCGACACGCAGCAGAAGGUGAAGUUGGCCGACCUGCAGAUCGAUCAGCUGACUCGAGUUCAGAAACACGCCAAGCUGACUCACGCUGAGAUCACCAAUGUGCCCGACAACACGCGACUCUACGAGGGAGUCGGACGCAUGUUCAUCCUCCAGUCCAAGGAGGACAUCAACAAUCAGCUGAUGGACAAACAGAAAACAGCUGACGAGAAAAUUAAAGAGCUCGAGCAGAAGAAGGUGUAUCUUGAGCGCAGCGUGAAAGAAGCUGAAGACAACAUCAGAGAGAUGCUGCUGUCCAGGAGAGCUCAGUGACAUCAUCAAUAAUCAAUAAAACACUUCAUCAAUAACACACACACACUCAUCAUUAAUACACACGUGUGUGUUCCUGUCAGUUGCUGUUUGUCAGUUGUUCAUAUUAAAUAGUUAAGCCUUCA
Molecule: messenger RNA, 605 nt
Organism: Plectropomus leopardus (leopard coralgrouper)
Lineage: Eukaryota; Metazoa; Chordata; Actinopteri; Perciformes; Serranidae
Gene: pfdn1
Product: prefoldin subunit 1
Biological process (GO): protein folding
Cellular component (GO): cytoplasm; prefoldin complex
Molecular function (GO): protein folding chaperone
Source: RefSeq, a predicted model, not a curated record